Molecule: messenger RNA, 444 nt
Organism: Fusarium verticillioides 7600
Lineage: Eukaryota; Fungi; Ascomycota; Sordariomycetes; Hypocreales; Nectriaceae
Exons: 1
Coding region: 1-444 (147 amino acids)
Biological process (GO): steroid metabolic process
Cellular component (GO): membrane; cytoplasm
Molecular function (GO): flavin adenine dinucleotide binding; Delta24(24-1) sterol reductase activity
Source: RefSeq, a predicted model, not a curated record
AUGGAAUUCCCCGGGAUCACAGCAGAAGGGGGCUUUGCAGGGACAUCUGGGGUUAGCAGUUCUUUUCGACAUGGCUUCUUCAACGAAACGGUCGACUUUGUGGAAAUGAUCCUUGGAAAUGGAGAUAUAAUCCGGGCAUCGCGCGAAGAACACGAAGAUCUGUUUUAUGGUGCCGCGGGCGCUACUGGGACUUUAGGUUUGACCACGUUAAUACAGGUUCGACUGAUCGAAGCGAAGCAAUUUGUCAAGACCACGUAUCGCAGGGUUAACAGUGUGUCGACUGCUAUCUCUACAAUGAAACAGUGUUACGAUAAAGUGGAUGUUGAUUAUGUCGAUGGUAUUCUCUAUCUGAAGGACCAUGCUGUUGCUAUAACGGGAGAGUUGACCAACGCCAAACCAGAUGACCGCCCAGUACGAACUUUCAGUAACGCGGGAGACCCUUGA